This is a messenger RNA of Benincasa hispida (wax gourd), 927 nucleotides long. Its product is annotated as agamous-like MADS-box protein AGL82. Lineage: Eukaryota; Viridiplantae; Streptophyta; Magnoliopsida; Cucurbitales; Cucurbitaceae. Gene Ontology annotation, molecular function: protein dimerization activity; cis-regulatory region sequence-specific DNA binding; DNA-binding transcription factor activity, RNA polymerase II-specific. Gene Ontology annotation, biological process: positive regulation of transcription by RNA polymerase II. The record is from RefSeq and is a predicted model, not a curated record.
AAAGAAGUGCGAAAAUAUCGGAGCAAAUAUUUUGUGAACCGUUGGAUGGUCAAAUUGGAGGGAUCGAUUGGGUUAAAAGGCGGGAAUCGAUGUAUCACUGUUCAGUCUGUUCUUACUCCUUAGGCGCCAAGUAAAUUCCUCAUAUUCAUUCGUUCAUCUCUCUCACUGUUCUACUUUUUUCCGUUGGAAAUUUUUGUUCCGAUUCCAGAAAUCUGUGCAAUGGGAAGAGGAAAAUUGAGCUUGAAUCUGAUUCCGAAUCGGAAAUCUCGAAUCUCGACGUUCAAGAAGAGGAAGAACAGUUUGAUGAAGAAGGCUUACGAGCUCUCCACCCUUUGCGACGUUCAAACGUGCGUUCUCGUCCAUGGCCCUGCUUCUUUGCCCACUGAAGAUCCUUCCCAAUCUGACCUUGAAUUUCACACUUGGCCUUCCGAUCGCACUCACCUUGAAGCUAUGAUUCGAGCCUACAAAACCACCCGCUCCUGUAAUUUCCAGAAAUGCAAGUGUUUCGGUUUGACUGACUAUUUCUCGGAUCGGAAGAGGAAAAUCGAAUCAGAGACGUGUAAGCUCCGUGAGAAAUUCAUGUGCCCUAAGUGGGAUGAGUGGCUUGAUCGUUUGUCGGAACACGAAUUGAGAGAAUUCAUGGAAGGACUGGAUGCGAAAAUUGAAGCCGCCAAUGGAAUGAUCGAUUUCAUGGAAUUAGCCGAUCACGAAAAUCUGUUUGGGGAGUUGUGUUCGGAAAAUUCAGUUCAAAUGGGAGAGGAUUCCAUUCCUCAAGUAUUGAUUCCGUCUGUUGAUGACUUGUUUGCGACUGGGGCUAACCAUACUGAAGAAGAUGUGAUGGCCUUGGAUGAGAUCGAUAAUAUUAGGUAUCUUCAAAUGCUGUUGGGGGAAGAGGAAGAAGACAACUACAUGGCUCAUUAUGCAAAU